Messenger RNA from Suillus bovinus, 1499 nucleotides. Its product is annotated as WD40-repeat-containing domain protein. The record is from RefSeq and is a predicted model, not a curated record. The coding region runs from base 197 to 1195 and encodes 332 amino acids. Gene Ontology annotation, molecular function: protein binding. Lineage: Eukaryota; Fungi; Basidiomycota; Agaricomycetes; Boletales; Suillaceae. The transcript has 3 exons.
CCUGCGGACCGUGACAGUAGCCUAUCCAGAGAAUCUGCAACACUUCACAUCUUGUGUUGAUUGUGCUGCUCUAGCUCGAAUCACGUUCUCUAAUUUAUUUCCCGUCGAAACUGUCAACCACCGAGUCUCUUGAAUCUUUUGGCCUUCGACUUACCUCGCCCUACUUGCCGUAGCGAAUAUUUAUUUUUGUGUCAUCAUGCUUUCUAUUUCGGCUCAGCCUCAUACCCAGAAACCAACAUGUCUCGAUUACAAGGAAAUGCACUCCGCGACAAUCUCAUGCCUCGAUUUUCUAGACGAAGAUCGAUGCAUCAUCACCUGCUCUGAAGAUGGUUCCAUCCGAGUUCGGAAGGUGGAUACAGGUAAAUUUGUGGGUGACCCUUGGGUAGAUAUAGGAAGCGGGGCUAUCCACGCCAUGGCAGUAUCACCAGAUUACUCGCAGGUCGUAACUGGCAGCCAAGAUGGCAGGAUACGCCUGUGGACUGUGGCCACCGGGAAAAUGGCCGGAAGAUGGAAGCAAGCUCACAGCCUCACGAUAUUGUCUGUCUGCUGGAGUCCGGAUGGGUUGCACGUCGCCAGCGGGUCUGAAGACGGAACUGCGAUCAUCUGGGAUACCAAGCAGGGCGAUAUUAUGGGACGUCCUAUCAGAACUAACCACCGACAUGUGUACGCAGUACGCUAUUCACCUGACGGUGCGAUGCUCUUGACGAGCGGAUACAACAACACAAUCACUUUUUGGGAUGUCAGGAAAAGAGUGGCGCUCAGCUUUGUAGAAGCAUGCCAUUUAUCUCAGCAGGUGCAUUGCAUCACGUGGACUUCAUAUGAUAGAAUUUUCCUCGGAUGUAGUAAUGAAAUCGUGCAGGCGACAGCUAAUACCCAAGGGAAAGUCGCCCGUUUAGGCAGAAGUACCGGUCCUAUCUGCGCCAUUGCCUUAUCUCAAGACGGGCUUUUCUUGGCCGCCGCUUCUCUCGAUAAUACCAUCUCCCUAUGGAAUCCAACAACCAACAAGUCGAUCGGUCGGCCUUUGGGUCAUCCUAAUGGCUUGAGGUGCGCGGCUCUCGCAAGAAACAGCAGACUGCUCGCCACCAGUGGUGUCAACAGGAAUGUGUAUAUCUGGGAUCUUCAGGUAAGCUGUCAAGUUACAAUAUCCCCCAAUGCGAUCAUUGGCGCACUCAUGUUCAUCACUUGUUGCAUGUAGGGCGUAUCGCAAAGACCAUGGUAUAAGCGUUGCAUAGCGCGGUGGAGUUCGUUAUUCAGAACUGUUGGCCAAGUCGUUGGAAAGGCAUUUAGUCGUCUGAAACCAUUUCCGCGCACGCCUGCCGCUGGAGUGAGGCAUGGUGCGCGAGAAGACUCUUUGCAGGCCCGUCAAAGUAGUCCGCUUGGAAAACAGGAAAGUGCAGUGCACCAGCCUGUCAGGGUAAAAGACAAUGUUUGGUUUCGUUUUUGGCUGCGGGUUGGCUGUUUGUCUUCCGCCGGGAUGGACGAUUAGAUAUUUUCGCUUU